This is a messenger RNA of Talpa occidentalis (Iberian mole), 1828 nucleotides long. RefSeq names its product inositol-trisphosphate 3-kinase A. The transcript has 7 exons. Lineage: Eukaryota; Metazoa; Chordata; Mammalia; Eulipotyphla; Talpidae. Gene Ontology annotation, biological process: inositol phosphate biosynthetic process. Gene Ontology annotation, molecular function: inositol tetrakisphosphate kinase activity; inositol-1,4,5-trisphosphate 3-kinase activity. The record is from RefSeq and is a predicted model, not a curated record. Gene Ontology annotation, cellular component: cytoplasm; nucleus. Bases 53 to 1438 code for a protein of 461 amino acids.
UCCCCGCCGCGCCGCGGGCUGGUGGGCUCCGCUGCGGCGCCGCUGCCGGGACAUGACCCUGCCCGGGGGCCCGACGGGCAUGGCGCGGCCUGGGGGCGCGGGGCCCUGCAGCCCGGGGCUGGAGCGGGCCCCGCGCCGGAGCGUCGGGGAGCUGCGUCUGCUCUUCGAGGCGCGCUGCGCCGCGGUCGCCGCGGCCGCCGCUGCGGGGGAGCCCCGGGCCCGCGGGGCCAAGCGGCGCGGGGGCCAGGUCCCCAACGGGCUCCCGCGCGCGCCCCCGGCCCCGGUGAUCCCGCAGCUGACGGUGACGGCCGAGGAGCCCGACGUGCCCCCGGCCAGCCCCGGGCCGCCCGAGCCCCAGGGCGGCUGGCUCCCGGCCGCGGGCUCCGCGCACCUGCAGCAGCCGCGCCGCCUGUCCACCUCGUCGCUGUCCUCCACCGGCUCCUCGUCGCUGCCCGAGGACUCGGAGGACGACCUGCUCAGCGACAGCGAGAGCCGCAGCCGCGGCAACGUGCAGCUGGACGCGGGCGAGGACGCGGGGCAGAAAAGCCACUGGCAGAAGAUCCGCACCAUGGUGAAUCUCCCGGUGAUGAGCCCCUUCAAGAAGCGAUACUCCUGGGUGCAGCUGGCGGGGCACACGGGGAGUUUCAAGGCGGCGGGCACCAGCGGGCUGAUCCUGAAACGAAGCUCCGAGCCGGAGCGCUACUGCCUGGCGCGGCUCAUGGCGGACGCCCUGCGCGGCUGCGUGCCGGCCUUCCACGGCGUGGUGGAGCGCGACGGCGAGAGCUACCUGCAGCUGCAGGACCUGCUGCACGGCUUUGACGGGCCCUGCGUCCUGGACUGCAAGAUGGGCGUCAGGACUUACCUGGAAGAGGAGCUGACGAAAGCCCGGGAGCGACCCAAGCUGCGGAAGGACAUGUACAAGAAGAUGCUGGCGGUGGACCCCGAGGCGCCCACCGAGGAGGAGCACGCGCAGCGCGCCGUCACCAAGCCCCGCUACAUGCAGUGGCGGGAGGGCAUCAGCUCCAGCACCACCCUUGGUUUCCGCAUCGAGGGCAUCAAGAAAGCCGACGGCUCCUGCAGCACCGACUUCAAGACCACGCGCAGCCGGGAGCAGGUGAUUCACGUCUUCCAGGAGUUUGUGGAAGGGGAUGCCGAAGUGUUGAGGAGAUACCUGAACCGCCUGCAGCAGAUCCGAGACACCCUGGAGGUCUCUGAGUUCUUCAGGAGGCACGAGGUGAUCGGCAGCUCCCUCCUCUUCGUGCACGACCACAGUCAUCGCGCUGGAGUGUGGCUCAUCGACUUCGGCAAGACUACGCCCCUCCCCGACGGCCAGACCCUGGACCACCGGCGGCCUUGGGAGGAGGGCAACCGCGAGGACGGCUAUUUGCUGGGGCUGGACAAUCUCAUUGGCAUCCUGGCCAGUCUGGCCCAGAGAUGAGGCUGGGCCCCUGUCCCCGCAGACGGGAGGGUCUGACAGAUGGACGGCGACUGCGUCCCGUCCCUGUCGUGCAUGUGGGCUAAGAACUGAAACCCCGCGGUGCGGGGCGGCUCACAUGGUCCAGCAGGACCAGGUGCCAACCUCUUGGGGCGCACUGCUGCAUGUGCAGCGGGAGCGGUGCCCACGCUAGCCCCAGCAUUUCCAGAGCCUAUGACACUAAUAUACAGGGGCAGGGUGGGACAAUAGGCUUCGUCCUCAGCUCAGCUCUUCUGAGGGGGCUGCUUACCUUUCCAGAGAGGAUGGAAAAUGAAUUUUAUUUCGCAAGCACUAGAGCUAUUGGUCUAAACUCACACUACGAUGGACUCCCCUUCCCAAUAAAAGGAAAAGACA